GCGUUUAAUACGCAACGGUAUUUAGUAAAAUAAACGGAGGGAGGGAUUAGAUAGAGAUAGCUCGACCCUUCGACUAACAUUAGGACAGUUUGAGUUAAGCAAAAGAAGAAACGAGACGGGGUAGCAUCUACUAGCAAGGCCGUCCUAACGUGUAAGAGAAUGCCUAAAUCAAAGGAAAUUGUGUCUUCGACCUCCUCUGAUAGCGAAUCGGAUAGUGAUUCUGACAAAAAGGCCAAAAAGAAGAAACAGGUUGUAGCUGAAAGACCAGCAAAAAAACAGAAAACUAGUGGGGAGAGUUCAAAGGGUGGCUCAGCCUCCAAAGGCGGCGAUAAAGAUGAUAACAUGUUUCAGAUUGGUAAAAUGAGAUAUGUCAGUGUUCGAGAAUUUAAGGGUAAAGUCCUAAUUGACAUCAGAGAAUACUGGAUGGAUAAAGACGGUGAUAUGAAACCUGGGAAAAAAGGUAUUUCUUUGAGUCCAGAGCAAUGGAAUCAGUUAAAAGACCAGAUGUCUGACAUUGAUGAUGCAAUUAAACGAUUCUAAAAUUCAGAGCCACAAAAACUUUCCUGCCAUUUUACUUUACUCUACAUUUGCUUCCAUUUUCUUAUUGAAAAGCGCAGCUUGUUUUUAAGUUUAUACCUGUGUGAAUGGGGAAGAGAUUUGUAACUUGAAACUUUCUACUUGUGUAUAAUAAAGUAUAAUGCAAAGUCCAUUUUUAUGGAGUGCAUUUGUGUAUCCUCUCUGAUUAGAGAGGGAGGGAUUUGUUUGUGUUGUACAAUAAACCAGAACUGGUUGGA
This is a messenger RNA of Protopterus annectens (West African lungfish), 794 nucleotides long. RefSeq names its product SUB1 regulator of transcription (gene SUB1). Gene Ontology annotation, cellular component: nucleus; transcription regulator complex. The record is from RefSeq and is a predicted model, not a curated record. Gene Ontology annotation, molecular function: DNA binding; transcription coactivator activity. Gene Ontology annotation, biological process: positive regulation of transcription initiation by RNA polymerase II. The coding region runs from base 160 to 540 and encodes 126 amino acids. Lineage: Eukaryota; Metazoa; Chordata; Ceratodontiformes; Protopteridae. The transcript has 5 exons.